Molecule: messenger RNA, 570 nt
Organism: Talaromyces marneffei
Lineage: Eukaryota; Fungi; Ascomycota; Eurotiomycetes; Eurotiales; Trichocomaceae
Exons: 3
Coding region: 1-570 (189 amino acids)
Molecular function (GO): zinc ion binding
Source: RefSeq, a predicted model, not a curated record
AUGGAACAGUCGAAAGAUGUCCCUUCAACUGCUCUGGAGACAGUGAGAGAGGUGGUUGCCAAUACAUCGCAUCCACAACCUAUACAUGAGCAGUCCGAUAAUACCAAUCCUAUAUCAAUGCCAGAAAACCAUACGACUGGGAUGGAUGUUCCAACAAAUUCUUAUGUGCCAGCACCCCCUCCGUAUACCGAAGACAAACAAGCAGCCCCCGCCCCUACAACGACGACGACGACAACCAACAAUCCAUACCCAGGCUACGACCCAUCCCAAAUCAGAAUAACAGUCACACCCUUACAACAACUCGGCGACGUCCCCGCACAAAUCGACUGUCCCUUCUGCCAUACCAUAUCGCUUACCAACGUCACAAAGACUGACUCUUCUCAGACCACUAUCGCAGCAGUUCUGUGCUGCUUAUGCUGCGGCAUCAUAACCGUCUGCCUACCCAGUUUGUUAGGAUGGUAUCAGAACGUCGAGCACAGAUGCGGGAAUUGUAAGCGGAAGGUAGCUUAUAAACCGAAUGAUGGGCCAAUACAGAUCGAGACCGAUGCAGUAUCAGGAACACAGAUGUAG